Molecule: messenger RNA, 1002 nt
Organism: Phanerochaete carnosa HHB-10118-sp
Lineage: Eukaryota; Fungi; Basidiomycota; Agaricomycetes; Polyporales; Phanerochaetaceae
Exons: 5
Biological process (GO): snRNA transcription by RNA polymerase III; snRNA transcription by RNA polymerase II
Cellular component (GO): snRNA-activating protein complex
Molecular function (GO): bent DNA binding; core promoter sequence-specific DNA binding; RNA polymerase II cis-regulatory region sequence-specific DNA binding
Source: RefSeq, a predicted model, not a curated record
AAUAGCGUGCAAGAUGUGCAAAAGUCGUUGAACGAUGUUAUCGCGGAUCCGUGCCUUAUGGCGCACGUUAUGAAGAUGCACGAGAGGCUCACACAAUCGAUACAUGAGACCGCUGAGCUUUCUGGCCGGAAGAAAAGAAAGCGGCCCGCAGUCGAUGAGUUCGCACAAGAGAAUUCGGAUGUCCUUGCGCUCAGACGUGGGCUUGAAGCUGUUCGUCUCAAGUGCUGGCCACUCACUCUUCGCUCGGCAUUAUUCAUACGCCCGCCCAAACAGUCAGAUCACAACACGCUGCAGGCUACGAAGUGUUUAUCUCUGCCUGCUAUUGUGUCAGAUCCUUGCGAAGCCCUCGUAUUUGUAACAGUGUAUGACCGUUUGACUUGGGGACACAAGCUCUUGUCACGGUCGUCGCAGCAUGUGCUGCUCUCUUCGCACAGCCUCGGUGACCUCUUUGACGUGAUCCCCUGCUCCUCCAACGAAAUCCCUGAGCCCCCGGCUCCCAGCUCCAAUGAGACAUGGGGAGAAGCGUCUGCCCGGGGCAGUUCUGGCUCGGUGAUCUGCCUAGAAGGUGUCGCGUAUGGUGAUGGGCAAUCCGAAAAGGACUAUUCUGAGUGUAAGGCCGCGGCAUUGCAGAAAGGCCUUCCCAUGCACGAAGUCACCUUUAGGUCUCUCCAAAUCAGACUUCACCAUCCCUACUGGCUCUGCCACGCCGGCAAUUGCGACCACUUCUUCGUGAUCGAGCUUCUCAGGGCGCAUCAUCCCUCGGAUCCCCCGGUUUUUAGCUUCCCUUUGACAACACAGAUCACUCCGCGGUUGCUAGAGAACUGCAGGGCAUGUAACAAGGUGCCCGCGGUAUAUGCCAUCAACGGGGAUGUACGACUGGGUGAAACUCCGUUCGUCGUCUGUGCCCCAUGUUGGCGAUGGAUGGGCCCGCCGAAACCGGAGAACGCGGACAAGGUGCAAGUUGUGCCGCUACCUAAACACGAGUUCGGAUGGCACGGAUGA